UUGAUGUGUGGAUUCAUUUAGGAAUUUUCUCCGCUCCUCCGAUGGGAAAUGUUGCAUCGUCCACGAUAGGCGCACCGUCGUCGCCGCUAGCUCCACCCGUCGGGCAUCCCAAGGUCCAUGGAAUGGUGUCGUCAUCGUCACCCACGGCAUCGUCGUCGGCGUCGUCCCCGCGGAAACAACACGUGAACCAAGAACAAGAGCCGCCUGUGUUUCGCAUCCUGUCAAGCGACCAACGUGCGACCACGUUCGACGAACGCAUCCACUUGCGUCGCAAAUCCAUUCCGCUCAAACCCCAUCCGAUCCCGCAACUCGUGCGCGCGUCCACGUUCGAUCCACGUAUGCGACACAAUGCCCAAGCCGUGGGCGACGUCAUGUACAAACGGUAUUUCAACGUCGAAGAAACCCGCGACGAGUCGUUGAUGCUGAGCGCCAUUCCCGAACUGGAUGCGCCCAUGGAAGCAAUUGUCGUGGUCGAUCCGUUCUCGACUGGCAUGGUCCUCGCGAGCGAGGUCAUGUCGCGCGACUACCUGUGCAUCGUCCUCUACAGCGACACCCUCGAGGUCAUGCAGCCCCUCAUCAAGUACAUUCCCAAGCACAUGCACACGCAAUUUGCGGCUGAAAUUUACCACAAUGGUGCCGAUCAUUCCAUGGCGGCGUUGGACGUGACCAUUGCGCACUUGAAACAAGUCGGUGUGCCCAUCGUGGGAAUCCUACCUGGUGCCGAAACCGGCGUGAUGUUGGCCGAUCGCGUGUCGGACCGCAUGGGCUUGACCACGAACGGCGCCGACGGCACGGAAGCCCGCCGCAACAAGUAUGCGAUGGGUGAGAAGAUUCGACGUGCGGGGUUGCGUGCAGUCAAGCAAUGCAACGCCACGACAUGGAAGCAAAUUGUUGACUUCAUCGAAAACGAUUUGCGACCGAGUCCGUUUCAGGUGAUUGUCAAGCCCGUGGAAAGCGCCGGCAGCGACGAUGUGUUCUUGUGUCAAAGUCUCGACCAAGUGAAAAAAGCAUUUGGCACCAUCCAGGGCAAAAUAAACCACUUGGGGUUGGAAAACCGAGCGACGCUGGUGCAGGAGUACCUGACGGGCACCGAGUACGUUGUGGAUACGGUCAGCCGCGACGGACAGCACAAGGUGGUUGCCGUGUGGGAGUAUGACAAGCGCGCGGUUAACGGCGCGCCGUUCGUGUACUAUGGCGUGAUCCUGCGAGAAGCGUCGGGACCUACGAUCCUCGCCAUCAUUGCGUACAUUUACAAAGUACUCGAUGCGCUGCACAUUCGCCAUGGCCCAGGGCAUGCCGAAGUGAAAUUUGUACGGGGGGAGCCGUGUUUGGUGGAGAUUGGCUCGCGGUGCCACGGAGGCGAAGGGACGUACAUUCCGAUUGUGACGCCAUGCAUUGGGUACAACCAGGUAGGCGCGACGCUGGACGCGUACUUUGACCCGGCCGCAUUUGAUCGGCUGCCCCCGAUGCCGUCCAAGCUCCACGCGCACGGGUGCGAAGCCAUGCUCGUGAGCUACGCCACGGGCACCGUGAGUUCAUUUCCAGGGUUUCCAGAGAUUGAAGCCAUGCCGAGUUAUGUGUCGCGGAGCUUCCAUACACACGUCGGCGACGUCAUGCCCGUGACCAUCGACAUGUUUACGACCCCCGGCAGCGUCCUGCUCGUCCAUCAAGACAAGACCGUGCUGGAUCAAGACUAUGCGCGGCUGCGAGAGCUCGAACACACGGGGCUGUGGGAGCUACGUCCGUUGCCAACAGCUUCGACCAAGCCCAUGCAGGUGGUGGUGGUCGUGGAUCCGUUCUCGACGGGCGCGGUGGUAGCGCAACGAGUGACGUCGCGGGGGUUUACGUGCAUUUGCCUCUACAGCAACUUGCUCGAGAAUAUGGAGAGUGUGGCGAGUUUGGUUCCCGAUGGCAUCACGCUCGAGUUUGCCGCGACGGUCGAACACGUUGGCGAGAAUGUGCAGGACACGGUGGACUUGUUGUACGCGGCCGCGACGGAGGUGGCCAAGGGCGGACGGGUCGACAUCGUCGCCGUCAUCCCUGGCGCAGAAACGGGCGUGUUGUUGGCGGACGCGAUCACGGAGGUGCUUCAAACGGCGGGUAACGACGUGGCGCACACGGAUGCGCGGCGUGACAAGUACUUGAUGGGGGAAGCGCUGCGAGACGCGGGCAUCCGGGCCGUCAAGCAAGCAAAGUGCACCGAGUGGAGUCAUGUGGAAGCGUUCAUGGCGACACUCCCGACAGACAAACCGCUGGAAGUGGUGCUCAAGCCCGUGAAUAGCGCCGGCACGGAGGACGUGACGCUGUGUCUGUCGAUGGAGCAAGCGCACGCGACGUUUUCGACCAUCUUGGGCAAGGUGAAUGGCCUUGGCUUGACGAAUACGUGUGUGCUCGUGCAAGAGUUUCUCGAUGGCGACGAGUAUGUGAUUGACACAGUGUCGAUGGAGGGCCGUCAUAAAGUCACGGCCAUCUGGAAGUAUGACAAGCGCCGCGUGAAUGACGCUGCGUUUGUGUACUUUGGCCUGUCGAUUGUUCCCGCCAAUGACGACGUGGUGAAUGCACUGAUCGAUUACCAGUUUACUGUGCUCGAUGCGCUGGGGUUUCGCAAUGGCCCUGGCCACGGCGAAGUCAAGUUCUGCCGCGGCUCCCCUGUGUUGAUUGAAGUGGGCGCGCGAUGCCAUGGCGGCGAAGGCGCGUGGGUACCCAUUGCCGACACUUGCGUCGGGUACAAUCAAGUGGAUGUAGCCGUGGAUGUGUAUGUCGGACGUGGCCAUGUGUUUGAUGCGUUGCCCGAGCGCGUACGUGCUAGCUUGGUGGUUUGACGAGUAUAAGCAUGGGGGUUUGACUGGGUAUGUAUGUCUUGUGUGUGUAGCCGCGGACGCUGCCCCAAUAUGGGUGCGAAGUGAUGCUCGUGUCGUACCAAGAUGGCGUCCUGCGCGGCCUCCCUGGCCUCGCCGAAAUUAACAAGAUGCGAUCGUUCUUACGCCAGGACAUGCUGGUCAAGGUUGGCGACCGCAUCCGCCGCACGAUUGACAUGUUUACCACCCCCGGAAGCAUCUUGCUCAUCCACACGGACCCCGCGAUCCUGGACGCUGACCGCCGCCGCAUCCGCGAGUUGGAACACGGCGGACUGUAUGCGAUGGAGACGCGUAGUUAAUCGUGUCUGUCCACAAGGCAGCAUCCAGCACGGUUGGCAGGUCUCGACAGUUUUGAUGGCAGUUGAUUGGGGACAUAGGCUAUAGAAUAUAAAAUAUAUAUAUUGCGAAUGCAUGGUGAAC
This is a messenger RNA of Aphanomyces astaci, 3278 nucleotides long. RefSeq lists its product as hypothetical. Lineage: Eukaryota; Oomycota; Saprolegniomycetes; Saprolegniales; Verrucalvaceae. The record is from RefSeq and is a predicted model, not a curated record. The coding region runs from base 42 to 2822 and encodes 926 amino acids. Gene Ontology annotation, molecular function: ATP binding; metal ion binding. The transcript is spliced from 5 exons.